AUGUCGGAAAACGUGAUCCAAUAUUGUGAAUGUACUGAACGACCGCUGAUCUUCAACUUUUUUGACGACGAAGACUUUAUUGGAUCUACGAGACCACCCCCUGAACCAACCACUGAACGUCAGACAUCGAUCACGAGCAACAUCCAGCUAGACCAACGGACGACGCAAUAUCCAGAGGCAACUGAAGAUACUGUAACCCAGAAUCAUGCUGCAGAAUACACUACAGAGGACAUCCAACGGCCUAUAACCAAUAAACCACCUAGCAAGCCGAAUAGAUUGAGCGGAUAUAAGAAUCAACAAAGACACUCGCCCCUGAGAGGUUCAAUGAGAAGAAAGAAACCAGUUCAGUCAAGCAGCAACCAAUACAGUUUUGGCGUUACGACAGAUCAGACCAGUAUUGACCAAACACCUUCAGAAAAUAAUUUUAGCUAUAGGGAAACUUCAACACUGACUCCAACAACGACAGAUACAUGGAAUGAAGAUGCAAAGCGACAAAUUAACAUCACAGAAGAUGUAACAGAACAAACUGUGAGACCAGCUGUCCCAGAGAACUUUGAAAUAACUGUUGGAAGUUAUAACACGAAACCAAGGAUUACAUUUCAGAAGGGGAAUCUGGAUGGAGAAUCGCCUGCAGCCGAUAUUAUUUACAGCGAAGACUGGAGACCACCUCUUGCUAUCAAGCCACACAAUGAAGAACCCAUUACCGAGGACCUCUUUGGACACAUUAGACAGUCCCAGACUACCACUUCCAGGGCUGGCAGCAAUACCCAAAGACCUUUCCAGGCUGUUGAAGCACAGCCAUUUUACAUCAGGAAAAAGCCAUCAUAUAUCACUUCAGAAAGCAUCCUCACUGCAGGAGAUCACCUUGAAGGAAAUUCAGCUUUCGUCACAAAUAAUGGGCCUGUUUCUCAUUAUGGUAGAGGCAAUGCCAGACCUCCAGGAAGACACCCUUAUACACCACAGGAAAGUGGACCAUCAUCAGCCGGAGCAUUGGUGGACAGUGGGAGCCGACCACUUUUGCUCGAGGUCAGUACCCAAUCUACCCAAAAUGCACACGGCCAGACAGGUGGUCCAGUGGACAGUGGGGUAGCCUCGACGCCGUCUUCAGGCCUCGCCCAGAGGCGACCUGGAACCUCCAGCGGCAAGCGGCGGCGGCCCAUCCACAGGAAGAGACCAGUGCCUCACGACUCGGCCAAUGUGGUGGCCACGGUCGAGGCGUCGUACGUGCGGGACAGUGCAGCUCAAGGAGACAGUGUCAAGAAACACCAGGCCCCACUGCCAUUCACAAUCGUUUUCAAUGGCAGUGAACAGAAUCGUAUGCAGGGGGCCAAAAUUAACUGGAUUCCAUACCUUCCGUGGCAACAAGAAGCCAGCAUGCCGUUCCGGCCGCUGGACCCCGGCGUGCUCGACAGCCUCGUUCCGCGGGCGCCCGUGACCGGCGCCGCCCACCCACAGCCCACCACUACCACCGCCGCCCCGACCACCGCCUCCACGGUGACGCCCGACCUGUCCGCGGCGGCGGACGCGCUUUCGCCGGCGGUACGAGAGCUACUGCAAUCGCUGGGGCUGCUGGACCCGCCGCCCCCGCCGCCGCCCACCCCGCUGCCGCAGUCGCGCGCCGAGCCCGAAGAGCAGGACAUGCGCCACCUGCUGCACCGCUUCGGACUGCUCGACCCGGCGCCGCCCACUCGCGGCCGGCGCCGUCAGAAGACGCUCGCCGAGCCCUCUCCUUCUGCGAGCAACGAGACGACUGGUAACGGCAGCGCCUCUGGCGGCAGCACGACUACCUCGACGACCCCGCUGACGCUGGACGCCAUAGACACGAGCAUGCUGACGGACGAGAUGCGCGCCGUGCUGCACAACCUGGGCAUCGUGCCCGGCGCUGGCCGCGUCGACGAGGGGCCGACGACACAGCCGCCAGUGGCGUCCCACACCACUGUCCGGGAGUCGACGACAGACGGUGGGAAUGGCACCGACGACUCCACAGUCCGACAAGGGCCAGAGCAUGUGUUCAGCCCGACGUCCCUGAAGCACUCGGAAGAGGAAACAGCAAGACUCCAGGCGGUGUUGGACUCGGUUCGCCAGUUCGCUGCCACACACCUCAACGUGACGUACCCCGCCAAUGGCAGUGGCACCACUGAAGCGAUACGGGACAGUAGGGGCCUCCAGCCGACCACCAGCGCGUCCCCACUGGCUGCGGGGCCAGACCCACUCUCAUUCGACGAGCUGUUGGCGGAGAUCAACAGCGAGGAGUCCAGGAAGAACGAGGUGAAGCGCCAGCAGCCCACAGACACCAACAGCACUGCUCCGACCAGCGCUCCAGCGAAGGAAACUGAAGAAGUAACCAGUGAGCAGGCUGUGCAAUUCAUGAUUUCGACAGUUGACGAUUAGCAAGUGUGUUACCAG
Schistocerca nitens (vagrant locust) is the source of this 2406-nucleotide messenger RNA. Its product is annotated as mucin-5AC-like. Bases 1 to 2391 code for a protein of 796 amino acids. The transcript is spliced from 8 exons. NCBI's taxonomy places the organism in Eukaryota, Metazoa, Arthropoda, Insecta, Orthoptera, Acrididae. The record is from RefSeq and is a predicted model, not a curated record.